GGCAACGAGGUGGGCCGCUCGUGUCACAUCCUUCAGUACAAAGGCAAAACUAUCAUGGUACGUGACAUAUUUAUAACCGCCCUUCCUCAUACUAACUUUCCAGUUGGACGCAGGAAUUCACCCAGCACACCAGGGGAUUGCGUCUUUGCCGUUCUACGAUGAGUUCGAUCUCUCCACCAUCGACAUUCUCCUCAUUUCGCACUUUCACUUGGACCACGCGGCGUCGCUUCCGUACGUGAUGCAGCACACGAACUUCCGCGGCCGUGUGUUCAUGACGCACCCGACGAAAGCGAUCUACCGGUGGUUGUUGAGUGACUUUGUGCGCGUGACUUCCAUUGGAAACGACAACGCCGAGGGCGGUAACUUGUACACAGACGACGACUUGAUCGAGUCGUUUGACCGGAUUGAAACGGUUGAUUUCCACUCCACGGUCGAAAUCGAGGGUAUACGCUUUACGGCGUACCACGCGGGGCACGUGCUCGGCGCGGCGAUGUUCCUCAUCGAGAUUGGAGGCUUGAAGAUCUUGUUUACGGGCGACUAUUCGAGGGAGGAGGAUCGGCACUUGAACAUCGCAGAGGUGCCGCCGGUCAGACCCGAUGUAUUGAUUACCGAGUCGACGUUUGGGACCGCGACCCACGAGCCACGAGAGGACAAGGAGAGCCGGUUGACGAACCUCAUCCACGACACGGUCUUGAAAGGCGGGCGGUGUUUACUUCCGGUGUUUGCGCUAGGCAGAGCCCAGGAGAUUUUGUUGAUUUUGGACGACUAUUGGAAGCACAACGCGGACUUGCAGUCCAUUCCGGUGUACUAUGCUUCGUCGUUGGCACGCAAGUGCAUGGCCGUAUACCAGACAUACAUCAACAUGAUGAACGACAGCAUCCGACUUAAAUUUAGGGACUCGCAGACCAAUCCGUUUCAAUUCAAGUACAUCAAGUCGAUCAAGAAUCUCGAUAAAUUCGACGACUUUGGCGCAUGCGUGGUGAUUGCGUCACCCGGAAUGCUCCAAAACGGUGUGUCGAGGGAGUUGCUUGAACGGUGGUCGCCCGAUUCCAAGAAUUCGUUGAUUUUAACGGGUUAUUCCGUGGAGGGGACCAUGGCGAAGGACAUCUUGACCGAGCCCACUGUCAUUCCGUCUGUUAACAAUCCCGAGCAGAUGAUUCCCAGACGUAUCCGGAUCGAGGAAAUCUCGUUUGCGGCGCACGUGGACUACGAGCAAAAUGCAAAAUUCAUCGAGUUGUUGAACCCCAGCUCUAUCAUCUUGGUCCACGGCGAGUCCAACCCAAUGGGCCGCUUGAAGUCGGCGUUGUUGUCGAAAUACGCCAAGUUUAAAAGCACCGCCCAGGAGGUUAAAGUGUACAAUCCCCGCAACUGUGACGUGGUACGGCUACCGUUUAAGGGUGUGAAGGUGGCCAAGGCAACCGGAAUCGUUGCCAGUGUACAUCCACAGCCAGGUUCCGUCCUUAGUGGUGUUUUGGUCAACAAGGACUUUGAUUUGCAGUUGUUGAAGCCCGCGGAUUUGCGCGAGUACUCCAAUUUGACGUCCACGAUUGUGCGCGAGCGCAACACCGUUGCGAUCAAUGCAACAAAAGAAUUGUUGGCGUGGCACUUGGUCCAGAUGUUUGGCCACGUCGAUGUUCUCAUCGAUGAGGACGACGAGUAUGAAAUUACAAUCAUGGAUGCAGUCACAAUCAACUACGAUUUGCCCCAGAAACUCGUCGUGGUUGAGUGGGAAAGUGGGGUAGUUAAUGACACGAUUGCCGAUUCGGUGAUUGCCAUUGUCUUGGCUGUGGACUCGUCUCCCGCCAGUGUUAAGUUGUCCUCAAAGCUGUGCACUCAUGACCACGCAAAGAUCGAGGAGACGGACGAUGUUCUGGAAAAGAUACACACCUGCAAGAUUUCGCCGCCGCCGUUCAGUUCCUCACCGGCCGAGGACCGUCUUGCGCGUAUCCUCACGCUCUUGAAGGUGCAGUUCGGCAAAACCCUUGCGGUGGAUGACAUGGGAGACUCCGCUACGAUCAAGAUCGGGAAGACAGAGGCCACUAUCGACUUACACGCGUUGAAAGUAACAUGUGCGUCAGCCGUCAUCAGAGGGAGAAUCGAGGGGGUCUUGAAACGCGGUGCCUCCCUCGCCGCCCCGUUGGCCCAGAAAAGGAAAUAAAAAAAGAAAAUUAUUUACUAUAAUCGACUAUUUGUA
Babjeviella inositovora NRRL Y-12698 is the source of this 2194-nucleotide messenger RNA. Its product is annotated as cleavage polyadenylation factor subunit. Gene Ontology annotation, molecular function: RNA binding; 5'-3' exonuclease activity; RNA endonuclease activity. The transcript has a single exon. Gene Ontology annotation, cellular component: mRNA cleavage and polyadenylation specificity factor complex. Bases 239 to 2158 code for a protein of 639 amino acids. The record is from RefSeq and is a predicted model, not a curated record. Lineage: Eukaryota; Fungi; Ascomycota; Pichiomycetes; Serinales. Gene Ontology annotation, biological process: mRNA 3'-end processing by stem-loop binding and cleavage.